Aspergillus japonicus CBS 114.51 is the source of this 2443-nucleotide messenger RNA. Its product is annotated as origin recognition complex subunit 1. The record is from RefSeq and is a predicted model, not a curated record. The transcript is spliced from 3 exons. Gene Ontology annotation, cellular component: nuclear origin of replication recognition complex. Gene Ontology annotation, molecular function: ATP hydrolysis activity; DNA replication origin binding; ATP binding. Gene Ontology annotation, biological process: mitotic DNA replication checkpoint signaling; DNA replication initiation. Bases 23 to 2443 code for a protein of 806 amino acids. NCBI's taxonomy places the organism in Eukaryota, Fungi, Ascomycota, Eurotiomycetes, Eurotiales, Aspergillaceae.
GGGAAUUCGACUAUCACGAACAAUGGCUUCCGACUCAUCGAGCCAAGAACCUGGCUUGCAGUCGCGCAAGCCGAGUGUACGGAAACGUGCCCAGCUAUGGAUGACCAAGGGGGGUCUUGUCCGGGACGACUCCGAUGACGAGCUGGGGGAAGAAGACCACCCAUGGGAGUGGAUCUACGACACAGAGGACACUGAUGAUCAGGAUAGCAAACCGACGGCCGACUCUGCGCAAGAUACCCCGAAGUCGAUGCGCAGACGCUCCGUCCGUCCUAAUGCCAAACGCUCCCAAAAGAUAGUCGGUGCUCGCAUGGGCUCGUUCGAAUGCGCCCUGGGCCAGGUGGUGCUGCUCAAGUCCCCGGAGCCCGGCAAGGAUUGGAUCGGAAUCAUCACAGAGUUCCUGGAACAAGAGGAUGAUGACGAUGAACUCAUCAAGUCGGCCAAUAUCAUGUGGUUUGCCUCUCCGGACGAGUUCAUGUCGACGAAGAACAAGAGACGAUCGGAUGCCCUACCCAACGAACAAUACUUGACGGCGGACUUCAAUGUCAACCCCCUCACCUCUAUCAACGGCAGAGCCACGGUCAUGUCGAAGGAUGCGUUUUACGCCAAAUAUCCUGGAGGUGUCCCUCCGAAGGGAAAGGAAGCUCUGGCGGAAUUCAACAAGUGCAUUGUGUGUCGCAGAGGAGUGAACCAAGUUCAGGGAAGAUAUACCGAAGAGUUCAUCUGGGAAGAGGUUUAUCGAGAGGAUAGAUUGUUUGAUCUUAUUGAUAUGAUCAAGAAUGGGCUCAAGGUAGCCAAGAAACGCAAGCAGGUUGAUAAUGAUUAUGUCGAAAGUCAAAAUGAAGAGGACGUUGCUCCGAGUACACCCAGGAAAAGGCAAAAAGUGGCUUCAAAUGCCACACCUCAAUCCAGACGUCAGAAAUCCUUGACCACCCCGACUCAUAAGAGGAUCGUUGUCAAAAAACCACUCGAGUUUACUCCUCUUGGUACCCGUAUUUUGUCACCAUCACAAUUAGCCUCUCCUUAUCGACAGGCGCGGACUCUCCUCCAUGUGUCUACCGUGCCGCAAUCGCUCCCUUGCCGGAAAACGGAGUUUGACGCAGUCUACAGCCAUCUUAGUGCAGCCAUCAUGGAAGGGACGGGUACUUGUAUCUACAUCUCUGGCACACCCGGAACGGGUAAGACAGCAACCGUUCGCGAGGUCGUGGCUCAGCUGAACGCCGCCGUCUUGGCGGAAGAAAUGGACGAUUUCAUCUUCGUUGAGAUCAAUGGCAUGAAGGUGACUGACCCUCAUCAGUCUUACUCUCUGCUCUGGGAGGCCCUUAAAGGUGAUCGUGUAUCUCCGUCUCACGCUUUAGAUCUUCUUGAACGGGAGUUCUCGCACCCUUCCCCACGGCGAGUGUCCUGCGUCGUCUUGAUGGACGAACUGGAUCAACUCGUCACCAAGAACCAGUCGGUCAUGUACAAUUUCUUCAACUGGCCCGCCCUACGACACUCCCGACUCAUCGUUCUCGCCGUGGCCAAUACCAUGGAUCUCCCCGAGCGAACCUUGAGCAACAAGAUUUCCAGCCGUCUCGGCCUCACCCGUAUCACCUUCCCUGGCUACAAACACACCGACUUGAUGGAGAUCAUAAGUACACGACUUGCCAACGUGCCAGGUAACAUCGUGGACGCAGAUGCCAUCCAAUUCGCCAGCCGCAAAGUCGCCGCCGUCAGCGGUGACGCGCGUCGCGCCCUAGACAUCUGCCGUCGUGCCGUUGAGAUUGCCGAACAACAAGCCAACGAGGCCGCUCGUAAAGAGCCCCUCGAAACCAUCGACGAAGACGACACCGAAUCGAUGCCCCCCACCCCGAGCAAAACCCCCGCUCGCAAAGACUGGGCAUCCAACCAGAAGACCCUCCUCCCCCCGUCCCAAAAGAAAGCCCAACCCACCACCACUGGCACCAACAAACCCAUCGUCGGGCGCGUCACCAUCGCCACAAUCAAACAAGCCAUCCAAGAAGCCACCUCCACCCCGCUCCAGCAAUCCCUCCGCUGUCUGCCCCUGGCCGCGAAGCUCUUCCUCGCCGCCCUCCUCGCCCGGGUCCGCCGCACUGGCAUCUCCGAGUCCACCGUCGGCGACGUCAUCGACGAAGCCAAGCGCAUCGCCGACGCAGCCGUCGCCGUCGCUAGCGCGGCCGGCGUCGGCAUCCGGGAGUUCUUGCUUGUCGGCGGCAGCGGCGCGCGCGUGCGCGCGCUGGGAUCCGCGGCCAUGGAGCUCAUGAACUCGGGCGUGCUGGCGUUAGAGCACAGUGCGGGCGCGAAGGGCCCUCUCGGCAGCGCGGCUAUUCCGCAUCGGGGGGACCGUAGCGGGAAGGUGCGGUUGCGGGUCGCAGCGGAGGAUGUGCGCUCGGCGUUCUGUGACGAUGCAGAGGCCAAGGGGUUGGGGCUGGGGAUCGAGCAGUGA